Gossypium arboreum is the source of this 1477-nucleotide messenger RNA. RefSeq names its product myb family transcription factor IPN2-like. The record is from RefSeq and is a predicted model, not a curated record. Gene Ontology annotation, molecular function: DNA-binding transcription factor activity; DNA binding. Bases 181 to 1227 code for a protein of 348 amino acids. The transcript is spliced from 6 exons. NCBI's taxonomy places the organism in Eukaryota, Viridiplantae, Streptophyta, Magnoliopsida, Malvales, Malvaceae.
GUGGAGAAACUUUGCAGUGGCUUAAAUAUUCUUUCAUACACCGUACUUGAAAAAAAAAAAAAAAAACUCUCCUUUUCAUCAUCUUCUUCAAAAUAAAACGCACCUAAUUAGCAUCGCAUUUGUUCUUUGAAUCUCUCUCACAGCACAGCCGCUUUAGGCAUAGCUAGAUAGAAAGAAAGAAUGUUCCAACCAAAGAAACCCUCAACCAUGAAUUCCCACCACGAUAAUCGACCCAUGUGCGUUCAACCCGACUCUGGUCUCGUCCUCACCACUGAUCCCAAGCCUCGUCUCCGUUGGACCGUCGAGCUCCACGACCGUUUCGUCGAUGCUGUUACUCAGCUCGGAGGAGCUGACAAGGCAACUCCAAAAACAAUCAUGAGAGUUAUGGGGGUCAAGGGUCUUACACUUUAUCACCUCAAGAGCCAUCUCCAGAAAUUCAGGCUUGGAAAGCAACCUCACAAGGAAUUCAAUGAUCAUUCUAUAAAAGAUGAUCUUCAAAGAACUUCUGCUUCUUCAUCUGGCAUGAUGGCUCGUAGCAUGAAUGAGAUGCAAAUGGAAGUGCAAAGAAGACUUCAUGAACAAUUGGAGGUUCAAAGACACCUUCAACUGAGGAUUGAGGCUCAAGGCAAGUAUAUGCAGUCUAUAUUAGAAAAGGCUUGUCAAACCCUUGCCGGUGAAAACAUGGCGGCGGCCGGAGGUGCAGCCGGAGGCUAUAAGGGUGUGGGAAAUCAUCGAGGUGUUCUUCCUCACAUGGAUGGUGCCAUGAAAGAUAAUUUUGGUCCUACUCUCAAUUACCCACCAUUUCAAGACCUUAAUAUAUAUGGAGGUGACCAACACCUUGAUAUUCAACACAACGUGGAGAGAUCAUCACCAUCACUUGAUGGCCAUUUCAUGUCAAACAAGAGGCAUGGCCCUUACGGUGGCGGCGGGGGUACCGGGAAGAGUCCUUUACUUUGGUCCGACGAGCUUCGAUUACAAGACUUGGGAAUGGCUCCAUCGUGUUUAGGACCACAAGAUGAUCCUUUCAAAACCGGUGUCAUUCAAAUCGGACCGCCUUCUAUCGAUACCAGUGGUAUCGGUAAGCUAGAAUCGUUAUCAGACAUUUACGACACGAAGCCGGGAAUUUCCAAUGACAGCAUUGAUGAAAGGAAAUUUGAAUUGUCGCCUAAGCCGGAAAGGCCGUCGCCAAGAAGAGCCCCGUUUCAGACAGAGAGGAUGAACCCCUAGUGUGGCACAAGGAAGAAAUUCACCAUUUGGAUAUUUCAUUUACAUUAAUUAGAACUUAAAUGACAAUUAAUUAUGCUCCGCUGAGUGUGAUAUUUUCGUUAGGGUUAUAGUCAAUUAUGAUCUCAAUAGGAUUUUGUCUCAGUUAUAUGAUAAUGCAUGCAUGCAUGACCUUUUUUUCUCUUCUAAAUUUUCGAGAAACUCGAAUAAAGGUAAUGAAACUACGAUGCAUGUCCAAUUUUAACUCAAUUAA